GAAAACAUUACUUUCACCAUUUUCAAACUCCAUUCUCUCUCUCUCUCUCUACCGGCGGAAAUGGUGUCCAGAUUGAUCAGAAAAACUCCGACCAAGUCCAUCAAAGACAGCCGAGGACGACACCGCCGCAAAUCUUCCCCAGUCAAAAAAUCACCAUCAUCAACAGCUUCAGCCUCAACAGUCAUUUCCACCAUUAACAAAUCCUUCUUCAACUGCCACCGUCGCCUCAUCAAACUCUUCUCAAAACUAACCCAAAUCGGAACCCCUACAAAUUGUCGCAAGAACAAAGGAUACAAGAUCCUCAAAAAAACCCCUGAAACCCUAAUUCCCAAUCCUCGACGAUUAAUAACCUCAUUCGGCGGCCUCCUCCUCCCACCUCUGAUCUCCCCUGAGAAGAAGCGAACGAUAUUCCUAGAUCUAGAUGAGACUCUGGUUCAUUCCAAGCCAGAUCCGCCUCCAAAACGCUUCGAUUUCGUCGUACGGCCGAGAAUCGAAGGAGAAACUCUGAAUUUCUACGUGUUGAAACGACCUGGAGUUGAUGAACUGCUCGAAUACCUUAGGGAAAACGACGAUAAAUUCGAGGUUGUUGUUUUCACGGCUGGAUUGAGAGAAUACGCUUCUCUUGUUCUCGAUAAACUCGACGGAAACAGAGUGAUCUCUCAUCGGCUUUACCGCGAUUCGUGCAAAGAAGUUGAUGGGAGACUCGUUAAGGAUUUGUCGGAUUUGGGUAGGGAUUUGAGGCGAUCUGUGAUCUUCGAUGAUAAUCCGAAUUCGUACUCUUUGCAGCCGGAGAAUGGAGUUCCUGUUCAGGCGUUCGUUGACGAUGUCGGCGGCGAUUGUGAACUGAGUAAGUUGGUAGGGUUUUUGGAGAGUUCAUAUGAAUUUGAUGAUAUUAGAGAAGCUGUUAAGCAUUAUAUUAAUGCUAAUUCCAAUAAUUAAGAACACAAUUACUAACAAAAUUGCUCAAUUUCUGUGUGUUGAGUUGAGUUGAUUUGAUUUCAUUGUUGUAGCUUGGAUUGAGUGAAGGUCAAAAGGUCAGAAAUUUGUAUUGAAUUUGCUUAUCAAAGUUAAAUUGUUGUUCAACAAUUUCAACGAAAUUUGUUGAAUUGAUUUGAUUUGAUGAGA
Messenger RNA from Cannabis sativa, 1125 nucleotides. RefSeq lists its product as uncharacterized. Bases 61 to 939 code for a protein of 292 amino acids. The transcript has a single exon. Lineage: Eukaryota; Viridiplantae; Streptophyta; Magnoliopsida; Rosales; Cannabaceae. The record is from RefSeq and is a predicted model, not a curated record. Gene Ontology annotation, molecular function: phosphoprotein phosphatase activity.